AUGCAGAUGAAACUCCUAGCCAUCUUCCUCUGCAUUGCCGUGGCUGUGGCGUCAGCCGAGGUGCACUGGGACGAGAACGGGCAGUACCGGCUUGUGGAUACAGCUCCUUACACGCUAGCCUUCAAGCCGGUACCUGUGGCUAUGCCGACUCCGAUUGCGGUGCAAGAGUUCAAGCCGUUCCUCUACUCUUACAAGCAGAUCAGGGUUGGAGAAGACAAAAUCUUAUUUUUUAUUUUCAGGUCUGACUUUGAGUAUCAUGUAAUCCAGUCUAAGAAAGACCUCGACUCUGAGGAUGAACCUGGAUCAUUAAAGACUCAGAAGAAAACAACCAAAAGGAAAAACGCUUCUCAGAUCCCGAAACGUGACGCGGGCUGGUCGCUGGACAGAAACGUCGUCGAAGAAUGUGCUAGUAAAAGCAAGAAGAUCAAACCAAAGAAAACUGUGAAAAAGCACGCAUCGUCCGUGUUAAUAACUGAUACGUUGCAGGACAGUGACACUGACCUUGAUGAAGAAGACAAAACUAAAAGUACGACAACCAAGUCGAAGAAAGAGACACCUGAUUGUAAGCCAGGCUGGUUUUCAAACUGGGGUGACGAAGGACAUGUUGAAGCCCAGCGUCGAGCAUCCGCUGCCAACUCUCUGUCGUCCGUGCUGAUACGUCGCGUCCCAGGCGGCUACGUGCGUCGCACAGCUUCGUUAACCGGUGAUCUUUUUAUUGAUCUUAAACUGUAUAACGUAGUAGAUAUUCAAAACGUUCCAUCUGAAGCCCGUUGGGAGAAAGCGCUGGUUAAUUUUAAAUAUCGUGUGGAUUCCGUUUCGGAUAUAGUAGAUAGAAUAAAUAAGAUUCUAAAGCGUUGUAAGGACGACUUUACAGAUGAAGGAACCUUUUUCCCAGAUAAAAAAAGCCAAUAAUCUUUAAUCUUUUUUACGUCUAAUUUAGUCUAUUCCUAUGUCAAUAGGCAAAAUGCCUCAUAAUAGCUCCAUAUUUUGUUCAGUGUGUGACAUAAGUAUUCCAAGUAAAGCCUUUUCUGCUCACUUGCGCACUAACUUGCAUAAAAAUAAUAACUCUGUUCAAUUAACUCCUGAUAUUGAAAAAAUAAGCAGCGCUUUCCGUAGUAGAAUAGCAUCAUACAGAGUGCGUGGACCAGAGAGUAGCCUCCAUGACUCACCGGUAAAGUUUCUGUGCGCUCUUCGUAGACAUAUUAAACAUAUUCUCGAAGCGAGAAGGCUUGCUUUUGGAUCUAUAAAGGUUAACUUUGAACUGUUUGCUGAAUUUGGUUUGCCGAAAAAUGAAGCAUGUGAAAUUAAAUCAUUCGCUACGCAAAAUAUCAUUUUACAUCAAAGUUACGAAUUUAAAGAAAUAUUUUCAACCAUUUUGAAGACAUUGAGCACGAAAAUUGAUGAAUUUCAAGAACGGGACAGUGGCUGGAGCUUUCUACGAAACUUAUAUCUCGAGAUAAACAUAAACAAAUAUAAUCCUCUUAGAGCGUCUAGAUUUAUAGAAUUACCAAAGUUAAUAAAACAUCGAAGAGCUUGUGUAAAUAUUAAAAACAAUGACAAUUUCUGUUUUUUAUGGAGCAUAAUU
Leguminivora glycinivorella is the source of this 1585-nucleotide messenger RNA. RefSeq lists its product as uncharacterized. Bases 1 to 912 code for a protein of 303 amino acids. The record is from RefSeq and is a predicted model, not a curated record. The transcript is spliced from 6 exons. Lineage: Eukaryota; Metazoa; Arthropoda; Insecta; Lepidoptera; Tortricidae.